AUGUCCAUGAUCCCGAAGCACUUUGGACUGAAACCCAGAGAAGAAUCGUACAUAUUUAAAGAGCUUGAGAAGCUUCGCCAGGAUACUAAGAAGGAUUUUCUCAGACUCAAGCACAAGUUAGCCUCCAGGCCGCUCUUAGAGGAAGCACCCAUUCGCCUCCUUCAGGCCCCGGACUCAGUCCACCUUGCAGGCCAGAAGUCGGUUUCCCCUGCUGGAGUCGGGGUGCUACCAGCGCCCCCUUUGGUCAGAGGACCCGAGGCCCAUGAGCAGGAGAGGCUCCCAAGUGCCGCGCGCCCCCGGGGCCUGGGCGAGGCGGCCGCGCGGCCGAAGGCCCGGGUAUUCCGCCCCCACGAGUUCUACUUGCGGAGCUCCGCGUUCCGCCGCUACCCCUUCCAGAAGAAGCCGCCGCUCAUCGCCUCCGGGGUGGGCACCUCGAAACCUGUGGUCCUGCUGCCGCCGCCCGCACCGCUCGUCAGGCCCAGGGCGCGCCCGGUGCCCUUGACCCCGCGCCCCGCGGCGUCCAAGCAGGCCACAGACUCGGCCCGGGCGUACGAAGUUCUCCAGGAGCGGGCUCCAUCCGCUGACACGCGCAGGGCCAACGCCAGGAAGACCAGCUCCCUUUCCAGCGAGGACAGCGACGUGGCCCCGAGCAGGUGGAGGCACGUGAGGAUCACCACCCACUACCUGAGCCAGCUUUCCCGCGGCGAGGCCGGGGAGGCGGCCGGGCUCAGGGCCCAGCGCACCAGCCGCCAGGCCAGCGACGGUUUGGAGGCCUCCUGGCUGACCCUGCCGCCCCGGCGACCGACCCCCACGUCCUUCAAGGAGAUCUUCACCUCGCUGUACUCGGAGACCCAGCUAGCCUCUGACCAGACCAUCAAAGAGCUCAUCCAGAGCAUCCUGGGCCCGAGCUACGACUUCAGAGUGGAAGAUAUGACUUUAACAGGAAAAAUGCAUCUCAAAGCAUCUCAGACACAAGCAGAAACACUUCAUCCGCAAGCAGAGCAAGGAUUAGAGAGAGUUGUUGAGGUACCUAAAAUGAGUGUGGUUGAGGAGCUUCCCGAAGCAGCAUCCAGUGUUCUCCAGAUGGAGCAGGACGAUGUGUCGGAAUGGGGAGACUCAGAGAUAGAAAGUAUGACAUUUAAAUCUCCGGAAAUUUCAGAAGUCCAGGUAGUGGAGAAGACAAGUAAACCCCUGGAAGAUGUACAGCUCACCAGAGAUUCAAAAGCAGGCAAACAGCUGCUCUUAAAGGAGAAACCAUCAAAAUUAUUGCACAUCACAGGAAAAGGUGUUAAGCGAGUACGAAAAAGUAAUUUAAGAAUUCCACCACUGAGAUCAGGAAAGUCUUCAAAAUUCCUUCGGGCUCAAAAACUACCUAAAAAAAUCCCGCCGCGUUACCCUACACACCACUUUCAUGAUCUGUGCAGCACCGUCCCAGCCCAGGAGCUGCCUGUUGACCUGAGCCUGGCUUCUCGGCUGUAUCACACCACCAACAAGAAAGGCCACGACGUGCUACGCCAAGCGUUUGGAUUUCCCUUCUUAGAUGAUCGCUUUACAGAGGAAGAACAAAGAGCCAGAAUACUAUAUGGAAUUCCUGUGAUCAGUGAAAACCAAGAAUAUGUCAGUGUCCCUCCGUCACCAUCAGGGAAUCUGUUUGAAUCACCACAGCGUGUUGAGACACCUUACAUGCAAGUCUUGGGAGAAGAAAUGCCUGCUUACCCAGGACUUUCCAAGUUGUUGUGGAGUCCGGCUGCACCUAAAUUUUCUGUUCCAGAAUCUGUCAUGAAGAAAAUCCUAUAUCCAAAAUAUGAGAGUGUUCAAACAAGUCUUAUUUUAUCUGAGAGAUUUUCAUGGGAAAAUGAAGAAAAUAUUAUUAUAGAUCGUAGCAAAAGCAUUUGUAGGAGAGUAAAAUCUGCCUUUGAACUGAGGAAGGAGGAGACAACAGUUCCAUUAGAAGUCAAAGAUGACAUGCAAAGCAAUAUGAAAGAGGUGAUGUUCCAGAAAGCCAAAGAAUGGGAGUUUCUGCUCGCUAAGCAAGAGAAAGCCAAGGCAUCCCAGCCAGAGAAAGAAAACAUAGAUGUCAUCUUGGACAGCAUUCAGGAGAAAGAGACAUUGAGAGAUCUGUCCUUCUCGCUCAUUGAAGCAUCCAGAAAAGCUGGCAUCACUUAUAUUGUGUAUCCCAAGAAAAUGAAGAUGAAGUUGAAGAGAAGACUGAGACCUGAGAAACUCACACGCAUAUAUGAGGAGCUAUCCAAGCCUCCGAAAAUGCUACACAGGUCAACAUCACAUGGAAUACUUCCUGGACAGAAGAAAUAUUUUAUCAGGUUGCCAUUCUAUGAACGUCCAAUACGUAGUCCCAGCUUGCCUCCCUAUUUAAAUUUUGACAAGUUUGUUGAAAGCAAAGGAGGAAUUCCAGAAAACAGUAAUCCUCGGACAUGGGUGUUGGAUACGCUCAUUAAGUAUAAACUGAAGAAACAAUCCCCAGAAGUUGCUGAAGUAUCUGUGCUUGAAGACCUACCCAAACCAGUGACAGAGUUAAAAAUCCUGGAAUUGAGCGAUUAUUUGAAGUGCGAUCUUCCACCAGAAGUUAUUGAACGCUACGAAUCUGAAGUGAAAAUCUUGACUAAAGAAAUAAAUAGAAAGAAUGCAUUUCCUGUAUUUGAGUAUUGUAGGCGUGGAGCUAUUUACAGAAAACUGGGAAAGUUAAAGAGUGCUAUGAAUGAUCUACAGAAAGUUAUAAAUGCAGAACCAUUGUUUCUCAAUGCCUACUGGCACCGGCAUUUCAUUUAUCUUUUCCAAGACAAAAUCACUGAAGCAUUGGAUGAUUUGAAUUUUAUAUCCAAACAUAAUAAAAAUAAUGCAGAAGUGUAUCUGUCAAAAGCAGAAAUUUUCAGAAGACAAAAUGAUACGAUUUUUGCAAUUCUAAACUAUAGCCAGGCGAUUAAGUGCAGGCCGACAGAUGCUGACUUAUAUUUCAGGAGGGGUGAGAUGCAUGAAAAGCAAAACAGAGCUCUGGCCAUUGAUGACUUUUCUAAAUGUAUCUUUUACGAUCCCAAAAGAGCAGAUGCAUUAUUUAAGCGUGGGAUGUUUUAUUAUGAAAAUGAAAACUGGAUUCUAGCCAUACAGGAUUUUACAGCCUUGUUAAAUAUAGAUCACCAAAAUUCCCAAGUAAGGACAUACCGAGGGAGAGCAUAUUUUAAACAACGCUUUUACAAGCAAGCAACACAAGACCUUUCUGCUGCGGUUCACUUAGAUCCUAAUAACUGGUUAGCGUUGUAUUACCGAGCUUGCUUAUUUAGAAGGAGUAACCCAUUUCGAGCACUGCAGGAUUACAGUGUCUCAGCUCUUAUUAAUGAUGGCUAUGAGAAUCUUAGCUGUUUUCUACAUCGGGGCAUAAUCUAUGCAAAUCUAAAACUAUGGAUGCUGGCCAUUUGUGACUUUGAAACUGCGAUUUCUCUGGAGCGAGCUAUUGUUUUGCCUUACAUAAAUAUUGGCCUCAUACAUUUGUUACACCUAGAUAACUAUACCGAAGCCAUUGGGCAGUUUUCUGAGGCCAUUCGAAUCGACCCUUUGUAUAUUCAAAGCUAUAGUUGCCGAGCAGAAGCCUUUCAUAAGGUGAAUAAGUUGAAAAAGGCAGUAAGUGAUUUAUCCCGUGCUAUACACCUUCAGCCAGAUGGAAUCCAAUUAUAUAUAAUAAGAGGACAAUAUCUUCUUAUGAUGAAAAACUAUGAACUUGCAAAGUUCACUAUUUAUCAAGUAGCAGAAAUGAACAGAGGUCUCAUUGACUUGACUCCCAUUCAACAAGCACUCAUCUAUUCAUUUUGUGAAAACCAUCAGAAGGCCAUUCAGGUCUUAGAAGGACUCACGUGGCAUAGACCUGACAUAGUCCUGUUUGCUGUAAUAGCAAAAGCGCAUAUGAAGGCAAAAAGAACCAAGGAAGCCGUGAGAAGGUUUAAGGAGGCGGUGGAUGCUUUUGCUCUUUCUGACCGAGGACCUAAUGCCAUGGGUGUUUUAGCAGACUGUCUGCAUAACCUGGGCCUCUGUUACACAGAGGAAGGCAACUUCCAAACGGCAUUUGAAUAUUUUACAAAGGCUGUGAAAGUAAAUCCUGAUUUUGCAGAAAGCUUUUACCAACGAGGGCUUUGUAAAGCAAAACUCCACAAGGAUAACUCAAUUCUGGAUUUUAAUCGUGCAAUUACUCUCAACCCCAAACAUUACCAGGCAUAUUUAAGCCGAGUAGCCUACUAUGGUUUAAAAGGUAGAUAUUCCAAAGCAAUCUUGAAUUGUAAUGAGGCCAUCAAAAUUUGUCCCAAAAAUGUACGUGCCUAUCUCUACAGAGGAGUUUUGAAAUACUACAAUAAGACUUAUAAGCUAGCAAUUAGAGAUUUAACUACAGUUAUCAACAUGGACAAAAAAAAUUAUAUAUCAUUUUACAACAGAGCGAUAUGCUACACGAAGAUAGGAGAACUUCAAAUGGCAUUGACAGAUUAUGGUGUCGUCCUCCUCCUCGAUCCUGGAGAAACUAUAACAUUAAAUACCUUCAUUAAUCGUGGAUGUAUCUAUGUGGAACUAGGGCAGCACUGCUUUGCAGUAGAGGAUUUUAAACAGGCUGCACUGAUGAGCCAGACUGAUGUGUAUCUUCGUCAAGCUGCUGCUGUGUGCCACCACAGAAUCGAAGAGUUUGAAGAAGCUGUCAAUUUCUUUACUGAGGCUCUCAAAAUUAACCCACAUUUCCUGGAUGCUUACAUUGGACGGGGCAAUUCUUACAUGGAGUAUGAUCAGGAAGAACACACCAAGCAAGCUCAGAAGGACUUUGUGACAGUGUUACAUUUCAACCCAGCGUACACAAAAGCCAGAAUUAGCUUAGGCUAUAAUUUACAGGCCCAAGGAAAAUUCCAGAAAGCUUGGAACCAUUUUACCAUUGCUCUAGAAGCCGAUCCAAAGAGCUACCUAGCAUAUGAAGGAAGAGCUGUGGUCUGUCUUCAGAUGGGUAAUAAUUUUGCUGCAAUGCAAGAUAUUAAUAUAGCUAUCAAGAUCAAUACCACAGCAGAGUACUUAACAAACCGUGGCGUGAUUCAUGAGUCGAUGGGUCAACAACAGAAUGCAAUGAGGGACUAUCAAACAGCCAUUUCUCUGAACCCCGAGUACUCGCUGGCUUAUUUUAAUGCAGGAAAUAUCUACUUCCACCACAGGCAGUUUUCCCAGGCCAGAGACUACUUCUCAAAGGCUUUAAAAUUUGAUCCGGAAAACGAAUAUGCUCGCAUGAAUCGAGCUGUUGCUCAUACAUUAUUAAAGAACUACGAAGGAGCAAAAGAAGAUUUUGCAUGUGUAAUUGACAGCUGUCCUUCAUGGGCUGCAAUAUAUUUCAAUAGAGCACAUUUAUACUGCUGUUUAAAGCAAUAUGAACUUGCAGAGGUGGAUCUUAAUAAAGCCCUAUCUUUGAAGCCUAAUGAUGCUCUCAUAUAUAAUCUUAGAGCAGAAGUUCGUGGUAAAAUCGGUCUGAUUGAGGAAGCUGUGGCUGAUUAUAACCUUGCACUUGAUCUGGAAGAAGGUGCCUCAGUCAAAUGAUCGCAUAGACCAUGGUUUCUGCAGUAACGUACACAACUGCUAUUCUUGAAAAUGGGAUGUGUUUUUUGUUUUAAAGUUUGCAGCAUCUUCAUUAUUAUACUGAUUAUCUUGAUCAUCUAUGUUUUAAGACAUUUAAAUAAAAUGUUAUAGGU
Molecule: messenger RNA, 5717 nt
Organism: Ochotona curzoniae (black-lipped pika)
Lineage: Eukaryota; Metazoa; Chordata; Mammalia; Lagomorpha; Ochotonidae
Gene: TTC6
Product: tetratricopeptide repeat domain 6
Exons: 30
Coding region: 1-5565 (1854 amino acids)
Molecular function (GO): protein binding
Source: RefSeq, a predicted model, not a curated record